Odontomachus brunneus is the source of this 2607-nucleotide messenger RNA. Its product is annotated as vicilin-like seed storage protein At2g18540. The record is from RefSeq and is a predicted model, not a curated record. The transcript has 4 exons. The coding region runs from base 504 to 1880 and encodes 458 amino acids. NCBI's taxonomy places the organism in Eukaryota, Metazoa, Arthropoda, Insecta, Hymenoptera, Formicidae.
UUUAGCGAUGACGAAAGACGUGGAUGGACGGGCUGCGCUCGACGUUCGAAUGAAUUUCGGGUAGAGUCGCGCAAUUAAUUCGACGGGUGCUGAGUUCAAGCGCGACUCACAGCAUUACCAUGUGACAUAAAGAUAAAACGGGACAAUCGCAUCGAGCGUGAUGCUGAUGGAUAACGCGGAAAUGCACGACUCUAGAGUGCCAUCCACGCUGCCAUCUUGAAUCAGCUGUCAAGCAGACGAUACGCAGAAGUAUCACUCCUUUGAGUACCUUCUUAUCACCAAAUAGAUGCUUCAAGUGUUCAAUACUUGGUCUUGGAUGUGAUCUUGAUCUUUAGUAAAGAACUAUUCACUAAGUAUGAUCACGUAACCAGCUCGUUUAGAAGAAGAAGAUUCAGUAUGGUCUUCAGAUUGUUGUGAGCAAUGUAUUUUUAGAAUACGUUACAAAUAUGAUAUAGCUGAUAAAUAAGAAUGUUUACGCUAUAUUAGCCGGUCUCCACGGGGACAUGGAAAUAUCUGAAGGCGAUGUACAAGAUAUAAGAAAUCAGUCAACAAAUUUGAUCUCAGUGUACGUCAAACGGGAGAACAAUGAACCCCAGAAAGAUCUCAAUGAAGUGGAGAUAGUCACAGCAGCGCAACACUUUUGUGCUAUUGAGAUCAAGGAGACCAAGAGCUACAGUAUAACCAAUGAGAUAAUUAAUAAAAGUCACUGCGUGCGAAAUGAAACGACUGAAUCGAAUACGGCGAAUUCUACUUUAGGUAAUAUACAGGGUGGCGCCAUUACUAACGUACUAACGGAUCCAAUUUACCUGGACACUUUGGACUCUGACUCCAUCGAUAUCGAGUUUCAAAAACCGACGGAGGUGUUCAUUAGGAAUGACGAGCAGAUACAGACGUCUAAUUACAACAUCUCCACAGUGACAAUACCCAACGAGCUUCUAGACGGGCUUAAUCUCAACAUAAAGAGAGAGGAGAGCAUAGGCCAUGGUACAUUGUACACCGCCGAGUGGUUGAGCGAUAGCGACAAUGACGCCAGCAUACGUCUGAGAGUUUUAAAGGAUACUAAGCAGAAUAUACAGAUUCCCAUUGACGUUGAUACUAGCAUAAUCACGAUAACGAAACGCAGGGGCCAAUUAACAGACGCCAGAAACAUUCUGGAGGAGGAGAAGACCAAGGUAUCCAAGAAGUCUAAGAAACACGUCCGACUAAAGUCCGUCGGACAGGAUUACAGAGACAGAUUGAGAAAAAAGGCUGAGUGCAUGAGAGAGAAACGGAGGAAACUGUACGAACAAGAGAGCGAGGAGCAACGUUUACAGAGAUUGGCGAAGGAAGCGGCGAAAAGGCGCGAAAUGAGAAUGUAUUACGAGACACCUGAGCAACGAAGGAAGAGGCUCGACGCAGAAGCAGCGAGAAAACGGGAGUAUAGGAUGUAUAACGAGACACCAGAGGACAGGAGAAAGAGAUUGGAUCGCGAAGCCGAGAGAAGAAGAGUCAAGAGAUUGUCUAUGUACGCAAGCGAAACUCCCGAACAGAGGAGGGAAAGAUUGAACAAAGAAUCGGCAAAGAGACGGGAAGCUCGACUGAAUCAGUACGCCAAGGAGACAGAGGAGGAAAGGAAAGAGAGAUUGCGCAGAGACGCUUUGAGGGCCAGGGAAAUGAGAUUCACCAGGUCCGCUAUUGAGACAGAAGAUGAGCGUAGACAAAGAUUAGUGAAAGACGCUCUCAGAAAGAGGGAGGUGAGGACGCAUGGGGGUCAUCCAGUGAACAAUAACUUCACAGAACUGCGAACUGUUCGCAAUUUUCAAGAACUGAACGACGUGCAGAUUAGGGACAAUCCAGAAAAUCAAUUGGAUGGUCAUUAUUUAAGUUGGAUGCUUAGGUAAUGAAGCUAAGCAAGACACCGGACACGCGCUAACACAACCAGUUUACAGUGGAGAACUGCAAUAAUGGUGGAAUUGCAUUGCACAGCGUAAUAGAUAACGCAUAUUGCUCGCGACAUGUUCCUUCUGUGAACGUUCCUCCUUGCAGGACUUCCUUACGUGAAUGACGCCGAUAAUAGCGAUCAAUUUAAAUAUGCUUUCAUAUAUGCUUCCAGCACACAGUUCCCGAAUGUGGAGUGGCAAAACUGUAAUAACUAGAUUUACCGCUAUGCCAAUGUACUAUCGAUAACAUGUAUAAGAUUUACAAUAGCAAUAGCGAGUUAAAUUUGUUAGGGCUAUUUUAUAAUAUUUAUAUAAACAUCGAGCGCGCGCAAAUAAUAACGCUGUUUUAUCGGUGUUGCGGAAGAUCAAUGUAAUUAAUUUACAAGUAUGUUAAAAGAUAUUGACAACAGACAAUUCAAGAAAGAGAAGAUCCAACGUAAUCAGUAUUUGCAGAACAUUUAAUGAUGCGAUGAUUACUUGAAUACCUAAAGCUGUUCUUGUCGUACAUAUAUUAUAGUGGUGGAGAACACCCUUUCAAGUAAGUUAUUCUAACACACCCACACACACAAGUGACUUACUCUGACACAAAGUGUAAAUGCGAAAAUAAACUUUGCCAUACUUCAAUGCAAUGCAAAAAUGGAAAUUGUAUAUUACAAGAAAGAAAGAAAAAAAAGAACAAGAGAAGCAA